Molecule: messenger RNA, 2980 nt
Organism: Bombina bombina (fire-bellied toad)
Lineage: Eukaryota; Metazoa; Chordata; Amphibia; Anura; Bombinatoridae
Gene: DIRAS1
Product: DIRAS family GTPase 1
Exons: 3
Coding region: 268-864 (198 amino acids)
Biological process (GO): signal transduction
Cellular component (GO): plasma membrane
Molecular function (GO): GTP binding; GTPase activity; GDP binding
Source: RefSeq, a predicted model, not a curated record
GACAAAAUGAGGCAUGCAUUUUAUUCUCAUCUGACACCACAGAAGGACCCCUAGGAUCUCUCCUCUGGGAGAGACCUGGAUCCCAGCUGAGCUGGAGGUGUCUGGAAAAGCACUGCUCAUACCGGGCUUUAAACCGAGAGAGGACAAGGCACAAGCUAAAGAGGAGGACGGCAGACUGCAGACAAUCCCUAGGCUGCUGCAGCACAGCAAACAAUGCUGUAAAAACGCAAGCAAGGAGCAGAGAAAAGGCCAAUAGAAGAAAUUAAAAUGCCAGAGCAAAGUAACGACUAUCGGGUAGUAGUUUUUGGAGCAGGGGGUGUUGGGAAAAGCUCUCUUGUCUUACGUUUUGUAAAAGGGACAUUUCGGGAUACUUACAUACCUACCAUUGAGGAUACAUAUCGACAGGUUAUCAGUUGUGACAAAAGUGUGUGCACCCUGCAAAUAACGGACACCACAGGAAGCCAUCAGUUUCCAGCAAUGCAGCGUCUUUCCAUUUCCAAGGGCCAUGCAUUUAUUCUGGUGUUUUCUGUCACUAGCAAGCAGUCCAUUGAGGAGCUGAAGCCAAUUUAUCAGCAGAUCUUACAAAUCAAGGGGAACAUAGAGAGCAUCCCUGUCAUGUUGGUUGGAAAUAAAUGUGAUGAGACUCAGCGGGAGGUAGACACAAAGGAAGUUGAGGCCCUGGCCAAAGAAUGGAAAUGUGCUUUUAUGGAAACUUCAGCUAAGAUGAACUACAAUGUGAAAGAACUUUUCCAAGAGCUGCUAAAUCUGGAGAAAAGAAGAAAUAUGAGUCUAAAUAUUGAUGGCAAAAGAUCCAGCAAGCAAAAGCGAGCAGACAAAAUUAAAGGCAAAUGCAGCCUGAUGUAGGGAGACACACUGCUGAUGUACCCAUUUCAUGCUCCUUCAUGGUCACGCUGGAAUUUUCUUUAAAAAAGGUGAAUAAUUGACAUUUCUUGCUGCCUUCUAACACUGUGACCGCACAGGCAUAUACUGACCGCCUUGCACACCCAUUGUGCAGCACUGUAGGUUUUGCAUUAUGUCUUUAUAUUUUUAUUUUUAUUUUGAGAUUAUGCAAAAUCUGACAGAUGGGCACGUUUUUUUUCCGUUUUUUUUUUUUUUAAGACAUCGCUACUGUGAAAAUAGUUUAUAUUUUACAUCAACUUCUAGCUUGUCUAUAAAUAAUGGCUGAAUCAAUAAACCAAACACAAGCAUCCCAUUUAAUUUCUAUAAAGAGUGGUGCUCCAUAAUAAUAAUAAUAAUAAAUAAAAAAUAAAAAAAAAGAAUCCAAACAAAAUGUCAUUGUUUGGGAGUUGAGACUGUGAUAGAAGGAAAGAUGGACAUAAGAGCACAAAUAUCAAAGGAUGUUCAAACAGCAUCUAUGGAGUCGGCUCUACUAUUCUUGUAUAAGAAGAACUUAAUAAGUGAUAAUAUUGGCACAUGGGUGCAUACAAACUGGAAACCUUAAAUGGGAUAAGACAUCCUUAGAUAAAUGUCUACAUGGUUCUUCAAAAGUAGUAACAUGUUUGACUGAAAGAAGUCUUUAUAGCUUGAAUGUCAGAGAUGAGGAUGUGAUUAAAUAUUAUGGUAUUCAUGAAGUGCUAAUACUAAAAAAAAGGUAGCUUAUGUACAUGGCCUCACUUAUAUAAUGUGUAGAAAUAAAUUUAUAUAUACUAUUUCUAAAUAUAUUCACAUCACUGCAACAUUCCUUCUUAAGAGUUAAGUUCAGCUAAAAUAACAUAUUUACACAUAUUUGCCUUUUGUAAGUAUGCCAAAUUUAGUCCUACAGUUUAAUGGCUUUUGAUUAUAAAACCAGAAGCAAGAUUUAUGGCACUUAUUACUGGUUAAAUUGCCAAAAAAAACAUUUAUCAUUCAGCCUUGAGAUUCUGCAAAAAGCUUUUUACUUAACAAAAUACGAAAAGAAAAUGGCAUCAAAUGGUCGCUAUUAUUAUUAUGUAUGGAAAUUUCACGGAAAAGUAUUUUUUUAUUCACAGAAAACACACUACAUUUUCAUGAAAUUAAUGUAAUCUAUAAAACAAGGGAAAGCUGUCUAUAAAUAUUAACAAAAUCCUGCUAUUUCAAUGAAACUUGUAUAUAGUCAGGAAUAGGUCAAAGUCUUAAUGUUCUUUGUAAGCUGGGAUAUAUUCUUCUAAAUUACCACACAUGGCAAUGUUACUUCAAUAUUCUGGGAGAAAUGAUAUCUCCAGGCUUCAGUACUAUCUUUAUUUCAUUUAAUUUUGGGAUGUAAAUUAGGAUGUAAAUUGAUGUUAUGUCUGCCAUGGAAGGAUAAUGGCUACUACACAAAUAACAAAUUCAGAAACGCGUCAACAAUUUUAUCCAUGGAAAAAUAUGUGUUGGUGAACAUAUCAAAACUUUCUGAAUAAGGCAGGAUUUUUAUGAGUGGCAUCUUCCAUCAUAAUAUUCCUGUAUUGUGAUCUAUACAUCUGUUGAAUGUAACACAUACAUUUUACUUACCAUGAUAUAGAUAUAUAUGACCAGGGCAUGUUGUAUGUAACACUAUGAAGACAUCUGAACAAUUAUUAAUGUUAUUUUUUUUUUACAUUAAUUCAAAUUAUUUAAUCAGAAGAAACAAAAAUAUGACACAAAGCAUAAAAAAGUCUAUCCCAGUAUCAUUCAUUUUUAUUAACUGCAUGUGAGUUAAAAAUAAAUCAAAGGAAGUUGCUCGAGCUCAGGCCUAUGUAGGUGUGUUCACAAGCACAAUGUAAAUAGUUGAUUAUGAAAUAAAGGAUAUAGCACAAAUGAUUGAUUUACACAAUGUGAAAACUUUAUUGGAGAUAAUUUACAAUAUAUGUUCAUGGUUUGUCUGCAAUAGCACAAAUUACUUUCCCUGCUGUAUAAAUUACCUAUAUUACAUGAUAUCAAAUAGAAGUUAUGAAUAUAUGGUUUAAAAAUGUAUGAUUCUUAAAGCUUGUUUCUUCAUAAACCAUAUACUGUUUUAAGAGAUAAAAACUGUGUUGGUACCAAA